UUGUAUAUGUGACAGAAAAUGUAAAAUUUAAAGUAAUUUUAUCUGAAAAAUUUCACAAAAAUACCACACAAAAUGGACUAGCAUACUAUAUCUUGAAACAAAACCCACAUAAUGGAUCUGAGCUCAUCCGUCCUCGGUUGUGUACUCCUUCUACAGAUGUCUGUGAUCCUGGUAAUGCUCAACCCUGCAUACGAUUUACGAAAAAUCAGAUCUUUAUUUUUCACAUCUUCUAGAAUCUGCUCUCUAACAAUCAUCAGUUAUUUCACCCUAGUUGUAUAUCUCGGCAUGUACGUACCGUUAUUGAAUAUAUCAAAACUAAUAUCAAACGAGUUUACCUGCGACUACGAAAAGUUGACGAUAUUGAGUCGGAUCGAGAAAAACUAUAUAAUCGCCGGAUUCUCCCUUUUCCUGUUUAUCGUCAUGUAUGGAGUUCGGGCUUUAGAUAUAUAUGCCACACGAAUCGCGCAAAUGUUAGUGAAUACAAAUGACACAAUUUUCACACAACCUUUGUUGAGAGAGAGAAGAAGCCAAGGAAUGACACCGCUUUCACAGGAAAAUAUCUUGCCAAAGUUACUAAAAAUAAAAAGGUCAGUUUCAUAUGAAACAAUUUUAUUUGCAAAAGAAUUCCGUGCACUGAAGGCUAUAUUAAAAAACGCUAGAAAAGAUUCGACGGACAAAAACUGAACAGUAAACAUGCCAUAUUGUGUUUUGAAUUGUGAAACUAUAGUAUAUAAAGAUUACGAAGAAUUUGGGAACUCUUUGGAAUUACAAGGAGUAAGGGCGACGCGAAAUAUUCGAAGAGACAAGGCUAUAAAAAUAAAAUGCUACAUCGCAAAGGGAGAAACGUCAAGUUGGAAUGUAGGGUGUGGAAAGAGGAUGGGAAAUCGAGUUACAUAAGUGUAUUCCACUAGAAUAAGGCGAUAGGGCAAAAUGUGUGAGAGAACUUCUGGCAGUCACAUAAAUUAUAGGUCUUCUUCAUUCUUGUAAACUUUGUAUUACGUUUCCAAAUAAUGCACAUACAAAUUAUUAAUAACCAAAAGAUCAUCAUAAUGAAUAACUUUUCUCUAAAAUAAUUGUUUAAAUUGUAUAUUGUAUUUUUGUUACCACCGCAUAUAAAAUUAUUUCCACAAUAUAUCUAAGAUUUUUUUUGUUAAUUAACAGUCGUACUGGUAUUCACAAUUAAAUCUACAUAUUGACAAAUAUCUUGAAAAAUAACUAAGUGGCAUUAGUCUAGGUCUGAAAGAUAUUUCACUUACUAAUAAAACUAAUGUUUGAAGCGCUGACUCAUAAUAGGUUUUGCUAAGAAGAAAACUUAUGAAAACUUAGAUUUUUUCGUACACAAAGUGCUCGUAAAGUAAUAGUUUUCGAAUUCAUUUCAUUGACUGUGCUCAG
Messenger RNA from Pieris brassicae (large cabbage white), 1392 nucleotides. RefSeq lists its product as uncharacterized. Bases 112 to 684 code for a protein of 190 amino acids. The transcript has a single exon. Lineage: Eukaryota; Metazoa; Arthropoda; Insecta; Lepidoptera; Pieridae. The record is from RefSeq and is a predicted model, not a curated record.